This is a messenger RNA of Rosa rugosa (rugosa rose), 2285 nucleotides long. RefSeq names its product protein LIKE EARLY STARVATION, chloroplastic. Gene Ontology annotation, molecular function: starch binding. Gene Ontology annotation, cellular component: chloroplast stroma; starch grain. Lineage: Eukaryota; Viridiplantae; Streptophyta; Magnoliopsida; Rosales; Rosaceae. Gene Ontology annotation, biological process: starch metabolic process; regulation of starch metabolic process. The record is from RefSeq and is a predicted model, not a curated record. The transcript has 4 exons. The coding region runs from base 61 to 2046 and encodes 661 amino acids.
AGUACCUUCCUUUUCCACUCUUCACUCUCCACUGAUCAAAAAACACUCUCCCCCACAAUAAUGGCGUCGUCUUAUCUCGGCGCCUGUACUCCACGCGCCUCCCAGUUCUCCUUACACGGGCACAGACACCGAUGCCCGAUCCUUCUCGAGCAGGCGCGAACCGCGCCGUUCGCCGGAAACAGAGGAGUAAGCUUGAAGGUCAGGGCGGCGUCUUCCGAUGGCGGCGGAGAGUCGUACCUCGGAAUGUGGAAGAAGGCGAUGGAGAACGAGAAGAAGGCCGUCAAGUUCCAGAAAAUCGUCGAGAAUUCAGCUCCGGGGGACAACGACGUCGGCGGCGCCGGCGAGAGCAUUGCGGAGAAUCUGGAGCACAAGAGCCAGGAGUUCGAGAAGAUUCUGGAGGUUCCGAAGGAGGAGAGGGAUCGGAUUCAGCGAAUGCAGGUCGUCGAUAGGGCCGCGGCGGCGAUCGCGGCGGCUCGCGCGCUUUUGAAAGAGAGCGGCUCGAAGAAGGAGUCCGGUUCAGGUGAGCCGGGUUCGGGUGGAGUGAGGACUGAACCGGAUUUGGGUGGAGUGAGGACUGAACCGGAUUUGAGUGGAGCAAUUGAGGCUCCUGAUGAAGGAAUGCAGGAUGGGAGUAUAUCUGUGCCUCAGUCAGAAGAAAGUUCAGGAACUUGGACUCCAGGUCCAGACUUUUGGUCCUGGACCCCGCCGAGUAGUGAUAGUUCAGAUGAUAUAAUCGACUUGCAGGCAGCGAAAAAGCCUUCAGCAAAUCCAAACUUGAGUUUUCCAGUGAAGGAGAAAGAGCGAUCCUUGGAUGUUCUCUCAAUUCCCCUUCAGAGUCAUCUGUCUGAAAUUCCUCUUCCCCCUUUGCAAUCACUGAAGGAGGUCAAGAAAGUGGAUGUCGCUGAGUCCACUUCCACAAAAGAGGAACAUGAACUUGGACAUGAGUUUUCAGUACAUGCAGCAGAAGCUGCUCGUGCUCUUGAUAAGGCGGAUCAGGAGUCAUUAUCUGGUGUGUAUACGGAUGGAGCUAGGUGGUGGAAGGAAUCUGGAGUUGAGCAAAGGCCGGAUGGCGUGACGUGCAGGUGGACAAUGAUCAGAGGUGUCAGUGCCGACCAAGUUACUGAGUGGCAAGAUAAGUACUGGGAGGCUGCAGAUGAGUUAGGCCACAAGGAGCUUGGUUCAGAAAAAUCAGGACGUGAUGCAUACGGAAAUGUUUGGCGUGAACAUUGGAAAGAAGCUAUGUGGCAGGAUUGUGGGCUUGUGCAUAUGGAGAAAUCUGCAGACAAGUGGGGAAAGAAUGGUAGAGGUGAUGAAUGGCAAGAGAAAUGGUGGGAACAUUAUGAUGCUUCAGGCCAAGCAGAGAAAUGGGCUCAUAAGUGGUGUACAAUUGAUCCAAACACACCAGUUGAUGUUGGUCAUGCUCACAUUUGGCAUGAAAGGUGGGGUGAAACGUAUGAUGGACAUGGUGGGAGUAAUAAAUACACUGACAAAUGGGCUGAACGCUGCGAGGGAGAUGGUUGGUCAAAAUGGGGUGACAAAUGGGAUGAACAUUUUGAUCCAAAUGGCCAUGGUGUGAAGCAGGGUGAAACAUGGUGGGAAGGCAAGUAUGGAGAGCGGUGGAACAAAACAUGGGGCGAGGGCCACAAUGGUUCAGGGUGGAUUCACAAGUAUGGGAAGAGCAGCAGCGGUGAUCACUGGGAUACACAUGAGCAGGAAGACACCUGGUAUGAGAGAUUCCCUCACUUCGGUUUCUAUCACUGCUUUGAAAACUCAGUUCAGCUCAGGGAAGUUCGAAAGCCAUCAGAGAUUGCAUCGCAGAUGUCUUCAGAGACUUCAUCCGAGAUGCCUUCUGAGACUUCGUCGGAGAUGCCUUCAUCAGAGAUGCUUUCAGAGACUUCAUCAGAGAUGCCUCCAGAGACUUCAUCUGAGAUACCUUCAGAGACUUCAUCGGAGAUACCUUCAGAAAUUCCAUCGGACAUGUCAUCAGACGGUCCAUUGGAGUUGCCCUCAGAGCUUCUAUUGAAGAGACAAUCAGAGGUGGCCUGAGAGAUGUCAUAAAUCAUGAUCUGCGCAAACUGCAAAGGGAAUCUAUAAAUACAUAGUCAUAGUUUGAUCCCCGUAUCUGAAUAAUGAGAGUGCAGUAUAUAGUAUAAGCAGUAUUUUUUUCUAGGCUUUAGUAUUUGCAGGUUUUUGCUUUGUCCAUGUGUGCCUUUAAUCUCUGAACAAAAUUUCUCCCCUCUUCAUUAUCGACCAUUCAAUAAAAGAGCGCAUUGAGUUUUUCCAAA